UCUCCAACAAUGAACAGAGGAACUAACAAGUUCAUGUCAUCGUUUUUGGAUGAGAUAAAGGUAUUUGAGGCACGCGGUGCCUCCAACAUUGUGCACAUCACAGCAAAAUGCUUUCGGUCGAUGAGGAAACAGCAGAUCCUCACAUCAAUAUAGCCGUGGACAAGAUCACUGAUGCCUGUUGUUCUUUAAGGUUGGACUGUUAAUGCAGAGAGCAAACCUUCAAACACCAGAGGAGAGAAAUCAUCUAGAAGGGCCCUGACAGCUUUCAAAGUUACCUCAGUCAUCAAAAUCCUGGUUCAACAGCAAAGAAUGGAAGAGCUGAACUUCAACGACACGUCAUUCAUAAACGGCUCUGAUUACAGCAACAUGACCGACUACAUCAGAUACUCAGAUUAUGAAAUCUUAUUCCUUAUUAUGAACUUUGUGAAUUGGGUCACCAUUGCCAUUGGAUUUCCUUUAGUUAUUAUAAUAUUGAUUGCAGUUUUUUUUCAGGUGAAAAACGGUCAGGAUGCUCCAGUUUAUGUUAUUAAUCUUCUCGUCUCUGAUAUCGUUCAGUUCUGCUGCAGAAUUUCAGUAUAUUGUUAUUUUAGUGACAUCCCCGAUUUCAUCAAAUUUCAUGCUCUACUGGUCAGUGUUGGAUUCAUGAUGUGUGUCUCCUGUGAACGGUAUCUGGUUGUUGCCAAGCCACUGUGGUACAGAUUCAGGAGAAACAUCAAGACAUAUGUGGUGGUCUGCAUUGUGGUCUGGAUACUUCCUGUUUUUUAUCCACUAUUUCAUUUCAGUUUUCUGACCCGAAAUGCUAGAAUGGUUGCCGACAUCAUCGUCAUAGUUCUACUCUUCCUUCCUUUUCCCUUGUUCAUCUUCUUCCUGGUUGGGACUAUCAAAGCUCUCUCUGGAGCGUUCAAUGUCCCAGCAGAUGAAAAACGGCGAAUCGCAGCCAUUCAGGUUGUGGUGCUGAUUAUUUACACUCUGCUGUUUGUGCCCUUCAUCAUUUGGGUUCUGUGUAUAUUUAACAUAUCGUAUAACAAUUUUCAUUAUAAUGGUUUUAUGGAUAUUGCGUUUUGGUAUGAUGUAGCGUUUAUUUGUGUUUCUCUUAGUCCUUUUGCAGACAUAACUUUGUAUUUGUUCAGUCGGAAAAGCUUCAUGGAUAAGUUUCUGGCUUCAAUAUGUUGUAAAAUAUCUAACAAUCAGGAGACAAGCAGCACAGAUAAUGAAAGCAGAAUUGUAACAAUUACUGAGACUGUUUAGGUUUUAAACAGUUUCACUAUUUAGUCAGUACUUUGUAGCUUGUUCCUCUAAUCAGACAACUAUUUUCAGUAACAAGUAAUCUAACGCUU
Gambusia affinis (western mosquitofish) is the source of this 1337-nucleotide messenger RNA. Its product is annotated as G-protein coupled receptor 4-like. Gene Ontology annotation, biological process: phospholipase C-activating G protein-coupled receptor signaling pathway; positive regulation of Rho protein signal transduction. The record is from RefSeq and is a predicted model, not a curated record. The transcript has 5 exons. Gene Ontology annotation, cellular component: membrane. The coding region runs from base 310 to 1248 and encodes 312 amino acids. Gene Ontology annotation, molecular function: G protein-coupled receptor activity. Lineage: Eukaryota; Metazoa; Chordata; Actinopteri; Cyprinodontiformes; Poeciliidae.